Molecule: messenger RNA, 1817 nt
Organism: Spodoptera frugiperda (fall armyworm)
Lineage: Eukaryota; Metazoa; Arthropoda; Insecta; Lepidoptera; Noctuidae
Exons: 5
Coding region: 181-1116 (311 amino acids)
Cellular component (GO): extracellular region
Molecular function (GO): chitin binding
Source: RefSeq, a predicted model, not a curated record
AUAAAAGACGGACGCGGUAACUGCCCUGUCUAUACAUAAGAAUUUGUGAGAGAAUCCGGGUGUACACAGUAGUAUUGAUAGAGCAGUGGUUUACAUAUUACUUUGUGUGUAAAAGUAAAGUGUUUUGUGAAAAAUUUUUGAUUUAUUUUCGAAGUGGUGAGGUUGGAGGAGUGAAAUAAAAUGGCGUUGAUUCGACCUAGAUAUCUGCUGAUCCUCCUUUUAAUAACGUUCGUGCAGAGUGAACGAGUAAAUGUACAGAUGAGGGAAAUCGUUCCCAUCAAUAAUUUGAGGGAGGCGAUGAACGGUACAAAGGCUGACACACUGAAUUUACCAGCAAACGCUUCAUCUAUCAGGGAAAAUAUCACUGAUACUUUCAGUUGCGAGAAUCGAACCUACGGCUACUACGCAGACGUGGACAACGACUGCCAAGUGUUCCACGUCUGCCUACCCUCCCAGACGCCUUCAGGUCGUAAUGUUACGUACCGGUGGAGCUUCAUAUGUCCCAACCAAACAGUUUUUAAUCAGGAAGUCCUAACCUGCACAUUAACAGCUGACUCAAUCGACUGCAAGGACUCACCAGACUUCUACCACCUAAACAUGGAAAUAGGAAAAGAACAGGAGAAAACAGACGAAUCGAAAAAAGAGAACAACAAGAAAAUCCAGAAGAGAAAGCCAGAGAAGAGGAGAGAGAAUAUCAUAAUGCAUAACUCGAUAAUGGAAGAAGAAAUGAGAGAUAUUGAGGAGAAUUUAAAAGAACAUUUAAGCCCUAUUUUGUCAAAAAAUCCUAAUGAGGCACCUGUUCUUCUAGAAGCCGUAAUCGAGAACAUAGAUUCUGAAAUAGAGGACGCAGAAUUAGAACAAAGAAACGAAGAAGAAUUAGACAGAAUUGUAAUGGAGAAGAAUAUGAGAAACAUGAAAGAUAUGUAUGAGCAAAGAGGUAUCGAUAAUGACAGAAGAGAUAACGAUAAUGACAGGGUAGAUAAUGAUAAUGAUGGAAUAGAUAGUUAUAAUGAGAGGGAUAUUGAUGAUGGAAGGGAAUUGCAGAAUAAGAGGGAAGUAAUGAGGAAUGAGAGGGUUUUAAGAAGACAGACUUUUAGGUUCAGGAGUGAUGUUUAAUUUCUGAUAUUUUUAAUUUUUGGUCUAUCGCUAUUUUCAGUAGCCUCGUCAAAUAGUUGUAUUGCGACAACCAAGUAUGAGGUCCUAAGUUUGAUUCUCGCAUCGGGAAACAUUAUUAAAGAUUUUAUAUGUCAAAAAUCUCUUAUUUUCUCAUUGGUUGUUGAAUGCGACUGCUGAGGUUUCAGGUUCGAUUCUUGAGCUAGAAAAAGUUUUAUAGAAAGUUUCGAUUUUGGAAAUUCUUUGUAGGACUUUUUAUUGUUUGGGAUUGUGCCCUGUGUAUGGCAAUAGACUCACUCCCUAUUACAUGGGACUUAUAACAUAACUGGUGAAAAGUGGGAGUUACAUUUUACCCUUAGCUUAUGCCAGCAGCUAUGCUUGCGUUUUCGUGAGAUAAAAAGUAUCCUAUCACCCAAGCUAGCUCAUACCCUGUCAGUAUACCAAAUUUCAUCAAAAUCCGUUCAGUAGUUUCAGCGUGAUGAAACAAACUUUCACAUUUAUAAUAUUACUGUUUUGAAAAUAAGUUAGACCAAAAAUUGAACAAAAUGAAACGAUGAUUUCUUUUAUAUAGAUAUUAAGUUACCGACGUGGCCAACAAGUAAUAUUUAAGUUAGACUUAAGUUCACAUUAAGUUAAGAUUAAUGAUUUGUAAAUAAAAAAGCAUAACUAAGACGAAAUAAAUGAAAACGUUCAUUUGAUUGAAA